Molecule: messenger RNA, 4594 nt
Organism: Cladocopium goreaui
Lineage: Eukaryota; Dinophyceae; Suessiales; Symbiodiniaceae
Source: the annotation of a GenBank genome assembly
GCCACCUCUUGGCCGCUUGUGAUGAGGCCAUGGGCCAUCAGGUCCGACUGCCUGAAGAACAUCUGUGGAACCAUUUUUGCCGAUUUGCCCAGGCCAUUGCGAACACCCAGCCACAAGUGCAUGGGACAGAGGGUUUCCAACAGUAUAUGCAGGAAGUUAGAGGCAAUCUGCUGGCCAAGGUAGUCAUGGCCAAAGGGCCCCAAUGUACAGAAGUGAGAUUUGACUUCAACAAGAACGAAGAAAACAGCCAGCGUUCAGGACGCAAGAACCUGCCAAAUUCUUUUCCCACUGGGGACAUCAAACAGCCAGCGGACAAGACGCAAGUACUUGUGAAAGAACACAAACAGCCAGGGAACAGGGCCCAAGAACCUGACACAAAAAAUGCGGAGGAGACGCCAAGACUCCACCCUCCUAUGUGUGUUCAUGCCAUGCCAUCUGGUGCUUUCGUCACAGAUGGCCCAACCCCCCGCCCCAUGAAUAUCAACCACUCAGGUGGCCAGCCAGCGGUCCCAGGUGACGGCAUGAUGCAGCCCAAGAGCAAUGAUGCAGCCAUUUUGCCACCGUGCAGCCUAGCCACUGCUGUCAAACCUGACAGGAACACAGGCGGGAUUGUCGCAUUUGCAUCACAGGACCUGUUUGUUGCAACUGAUGUAACCACCCCAGCCAAAGAUGCUGGGGAGCUGUCCGAAGUUACGUACAAAGAAGCCGAAAGUGCCUAUGCAGUUGCUCCGACCAUCGCAACCCCAGGCCCUGAGCAGAUGGAGCAUGCUCUUUGCAAGCUCAAGAGAAAGAUGCAACACGAUGCCAUGAGCACAGCUGACACCCAGGAAGCCACCAAGGCUCCCAAACUUGGUCCAAAGCCAAUCGAACAUGAUAGGCAAGCUGCUGAGGUUUCCCAUGUAGUCGAUCCAGGACCAAAGACCGCUGACAUCACUGCAUCCGUCAUGCACCCGACCACCACCGGGCCAACCCAGGCCACCAAAGCCUUGCAACAUGCAGGUGCAUCCGAAGUUGCAUGCAGUUUAGAGCCCAUGCAAUUGCAGCCGACCAACACUGGCCACAUGCCACAUGAUGUACAGAGUGCAGCAAGUCAUGGAACUGGAGGUGCAGAGACCGAACAUGCCACACAUGCCCAUGGUCAUGACCAGGUAGGGGAUGGUUUCACUCAGGAAAUGCUACAUGCUGUGGAGGCGUAUGAAGCUCAUAGUCACCAUGACAAAGCCGAUCACACGCAUGUCAUCCAAGUCAUCAGGCAAGAUGAUGUGAUCCCAACUUACCUCUCAAUCCCCAAAGAAACCACAGUGGGGUCUAUCACUGUAGCGGAAGCCAAGUUGGGUAGCUUGACACCCCCAAUUUGUGUCAACACCUCGGUAGGCACCAGAAUUUUAUCAGCUGCCAAUACAUCCCCGUACCAACAAGUCUUCCUGAAGGAAAUGGCUAGGUAUGGUAGCGGUAGAACAAGUGAUGAAAUCACCAUGCCCAUUGAGCUGCUUGAGCGAGACGCCAUCACCCGACUGGCAUUGUUGUACCGCCAAGAAGCUUUCGUAGCUGAUGAUGAAAUGCGUUACUACCUUUCAAUGCUGACUGCCACUGGCCAAGCCAUCCAUGCUCCGAUUGCCAUCAUCCCUGAGGAAUACCGAGAUGAAGAACUUGAGCUACUCCUCAAAGAUUGGUUCGCCAAGGUUUUCACAACACCUGGGGGAGCGGAUUGGGUCCACAUUGCCAUCAGAGACAUGGACAAAGCAUGUUCUUUGCACACCACGGAAAUUGCUUCCAGCUUCCUGAAUGACUGUGGAUUCCAGAGCGUAGCAUGGAUCAUGAGUUUUGUCUUUGAAGUCAUCAAAAACAGAACCGAACAGAAACAAAAGUUUGGUUCAAAACAGAUGAAGAAAAAGCCUAGCUUCCAGCCGAAAGCACCGAUCCAAAUCCAAGCGGAUGACAUCGGAAUCCCAGAUGGAAUCUUUCAAGACGCAUCCGGCCAUGCCAUCCACCAGAAAGCACUUGUGAACAUUGGACCAGAAGCAAGUGGGAUCAUUGUGGCACAGGCGCAACAGGCAGUACCAUACCUGAAGUUCACACAGCCAGUCUCAACACAAGGACUUGCACUCCUGGUUCUGGACCACAUGAACCCGCUCAUGCAUGGAGUUGGAGAAGAAAUCAGAUUUCCAGCCAGGUUCGAGAAAACAAGUGAGCCGAUCCUUAUCUCUGCCAAAUUGGUACAACUUGGAGCAAGCCUUGUUAGCCGCACUGUUCCAGACCAAGCCUUGCGAGUGGAUGAGGUUCACACUCAGGUUGUCAGGGUAGUCAUGUUCCGUGAUGAGAUCGACAAGAAAUGGGACGCCAUUCUUGACAAACCUGUCAAGUACUUGGUAUCAAUCGUAAAGAUGUUGCAACCUAACCCUGAUGGUACCUCCGCCAUUAUGGAUGUAUGGGACAUGCAGUGGCUCAAUGAAAAGAUGGAACGCACCAAACCUGCGGAUGCAAGCUUGUUCAUGGCGUCGUUCAGGAUGGAGCGCAGUGACAUUGUGGAUGCCCUCAAGGAGUCAGGUGGACGUUUUGGUCUGAGAGUCAAGGUGCCCAGGAAAAGCCAGCGACAGGCCAUGCAAGUCCCCAGCAUCCAAGCAUCAGCCAAGACGAUGGCCGUCCUCAAAGCAUCCGAUGCAGCCGAAGCAGCCGACCAAGACCCAUGGGAGACCAAUGACCCAUGGGGAAAUUACCAGACUCCAGUCAAAGCACCCAAGAAAGCGAUUGCCAGCGAGGUCAAUGGACAUGAUGACAUUGACUUGAUUGCAGCCAAGGUCCAACGAAAACUCCAGCCGAAUUGGCCACAACAGCCAGGUACCAAGAUGGAAGUUGAUCCAGAUGCCACUGAAAACCUCCGCAUCCAGACCGUGGAAGAUCGACUAGCCAAGCUGGAGCAUACAGUCCAAAGUAACCAUGUGCAACAAGGAAAGCAUGCCCAGGAACUUGCUUCGCAGAUUGCCCAGGUUCAACACAAUGUGGACCAACAAGGGAAAGCGUUCCAAGCGCUUUCCCAUGUACAGAAUUCCAAUCCCAUGCAUCCGGCUGAUCGCCCAGAGGAGAAGCAGCCGCCAGCACAAGCGCAUUUUGCGCCAACAUCCGUUGCCAGUGUACAGAAGUGCGCCCGCACCAAGAGUCAAGCUUGGUGGAGCCGAAGACCUUAUCCACGUUUUGGCAUAGCAAACCCAACAGGAGCCUUGAACAAAAGCCACCUGUUCCAAGAAGCAUCUGACCUUAGUGCCCCCACCACAUGGGCAAUCAGCGAGACCCAUCUCACCAAAGAAGGGAUACAAAGGUUCAGACACGAGCUGAAAUUCAAGUCAAGCCAAUGGAAAUACAUCCCAGGAGCACCAGCUCAGCCUUUGACCAAAGCACCAGGUUGUAUAGGAGGUAAAUACACCGGAGUGGGCAUCCUUACCAACAGUGCGGCCAGAGCACUGCCAAAUGACUGGAGCCAAGAAACCUGGGAGUCAGCCAGACUCCAAGCAUGCACAGUGCGGACCCAGCAGCAAUGGGUCAAACUUGGAGUGGCAUAUGGGUACGCAAAGCAGCCGCACACCAGAGCCACCCGUGAAGCCACUGACCAGAUCCUUGAAAACCUGACGGAGCGCAUUGUUUUCCAAAGUAAGGGCUACCGCAUCUUAUGUGGAGACCUGAACCAAGAUGAUCCUGAUGCCCUUGAACAGUUUGCCAUCUGGAGAGAACAUGGGUUCAUGGAGGAAUUUGGCAACACCCCGCCGGUCCCAAUCUGGCGCAAACCAGGGCAAAUACCGUGGGAAGAAAUUGAUGUGGACACCUUCCAUCAGGAAUUUCAAGCAAUUUACAUUGACUUCAAAACUGAGUUUGAGGCCUUGGAAAAAAUGCUCAUCAGAGCAAGAUGCCAGCGAGCCAGAGACCUGCGAAUGUCAGACUCCAACGCCAUCUUCAGGGACGUUGCCAAACCCAGAUCGUUGCCGGUCAGCACUGUUGUGGUCAAUGCAAAUGCCAACAUCACUGAGGCAUUGGAACCAGGUGACCACCUCGCUCAGCCCAAGCUUGCAGGCGACUUGCAGGACGUCUUCAAAGCCUUCGAAGACCUCUGGACACCAAUGUGGCAAAAACACAAAGACACUAGCGUGGCCAAAUGGGCCCCAAUCAUGCAGGAAAUCCAGGAAAAACUGCCACAGCCGCCAGAAGAAAUGCUGAUGCCACCGCUGACACCAGAACAGUGGUUACGAGCAGUCAAAAGGAAAAAAUCCACCAGCGCAGUAGGUCCUGAUGGUGUGUCCAAACAGGACUUGCUCAAUAUGCCACCACCACUUGUUACCAAACUGGUCGAUCAAAUCAAUGACAUCGAGCAUGGACGCAAAGAAUGGCCGCAAGCAGCGAUGGUAGGGUUUGCGGAGGGUGAUCCGUUGUCAGUCGUGUCGAUGGUCUUGGUCAACUGCGCCAUGCACACCCUGGUCAUGCAGAAAGUUAGCCCCAUCUCAGUGAUCAGCUAUGUCGACAAUUGGGAAGCUCAGUCAACCCAGCCUGAAGCGACGUGCCAAGCACUGCAAGCCAUGAUUGACUUUGCGGAGGCCAUAGACAUUAA